Molecule: messenger RNA, 3073 nt
Organism: Terrapene triunguis (Three-toed box turtle)
Lineage: Eukaryota; Metazoa; Chordata; Testudines; Emydidae
Gene: SHARPIN
Product: SHANK associated RH domain interactor
Exons: 13
Coding region: 1-1908 (635 amino acids)
Biological process (GO): protein linear polyubiquitination; positive regulation of canonical NF-kappaB signal transduction; proteasome-mediated ubiquitin-dependent protein catabolic process
Cellular component (GO): LUBAC complex
Molecular function (GO): ubiquitin binding; ubiquitin-protein transferase activity
Source: RefSeq, a predicted model, not a curated record
AUGACCCUCUCCUUGGUCUGUCCCCAGAGCAUUGCUGAGUAUAACCUCAAAGACAUCUCGUACACGGUGAAGAACGCCUCGUGCCAUGAGCUGACGGUCCUUAGCAGCUCAGACGACCCCAUGGUGUUUCACUUCGAAGAUGAGCGGGAGGCACAGAAGUGGUGGACGGUUGUCAGCAGCUCCCUGCGGGAGGUGCAGAAAGCUGCCGAGAGUCCCAGUGUGCUGGUGUCACAGCCCUCUGCCAGCGGGAAUGCGCUGCCUGCGCCACCAUCAGACGCGUCUCAGUCGUUGGAGCUCACCAAUAAAGAGGAGUUAGCGCUCCGCCUCGCGAGAGCCAUUGAGUCUGGGGACGAACAGGCGGCCUCGCAGUGCGCCAUGGCGCUGGCUCGGCAGCAGGCCUCCUUGCGCAUCCUACUGAAGGAAUCCAGCUACCCCCCCAACGAGAUCAGGAUGAAGGUUGGAGUGGAAGAUGCGACGUGCUCCGCCAACAUCACCAUCAGAGUCCAUGCUCACAUGACCAUUGGGACGCUGAGGCAGCAGGUUUUCCAGGAUUACGGGUUCCACCCCAGCGUGCAGCGGUGGAUCAUCGGCCAGUGCCUGUGCGUGGACGAUCGGACGAUAGGCUCGUAUGGCAUUCGGAAGGACGGAGACACAGCCUUCCUGUAUCUGCUGUCAGCCAAGAGGGCCAACCUGUCCGAGCAGCGCUGCGAGGAGGACCAAGUGCUGGUCAUGCUGCCCCCAGCCCCCUCGCUCCCAGACAGCUCUGGCACCGACGAGAAACGCAAAUACAGCACCUUGCCAAACAUGGCUCCAAAGAAAGCGUGGGUCGCUGACAACAGCGGGAAGAUGAAUAUCGGAGAAAUCAGCCACCAUCUGGGCAUGCUGCAGCUCACCAAUCCCUUACCCAGCCAGUCCAAAGCGCCCCCAGCCGCCGCUGCUCCACCGUCCCCCGUGCAGACAGGCUGGUCAUGUGCAAAAUGUACCUUCAUCAACAAGCCCACGCGGCCAGGCUGCGAGAUGUGCAGCACGGACCGGCCGGCGGAAUACAUGGUGCCGGGCAGCUACCGACCGGAUGAGACGGAGCUCUGGAGGAUGCAGCAGGAGGAAAAGGGGAUCUUGCAGUACCAGCAGGCCCUGGAGGACGAGCGUCUGCAGAACUUCCAGCAGUUGCUGCAGCUGGAGGAGGAGGCGCUGGUGCCCAGCCAGGAGGCCAUGGAGUGCCGGAUCUGCUACCUGCCCAUGGCACCAGGGGACGGGGUGCUGCUCCGGGAGUGUCUGCACAACUUCUGCAGAGACUGCCUGCAGCAGGUGAUCAGCUACAGCCAGGAACUCCAGGUGUCCUGCCCCUUCCGCGACGACACCUACGCUUGCAGCAGCAAGCUCCAGGAACGGGAGGUCCGGGCGCUGGUGUCAGCAGAGGAGUACAAGCGGUUCCUGGAGCGGGGCCUGGUGGCGGCGGAGAGACGCACCCAGAACAGCUAUCACUGCAAAACCCCGGACUGCAAGGGCUGGUGCAUCUACGAGGACACGGUCAAUGAGUUCCGCUGCCCCAUCUGCCAGGGCCUGAACUGCCUGCUCUGCAAGGUCAUCCACGAGGGGAAGGACUGCCGCCAGUACCAGGACAACCUGCAGCUCCAGGCCCACAAUGACACUGCUGCCCAGCAGACCAGCGACAUGCUGCAGACACUGGUGCAGACGGGCGAGGCCAUGCACUGCCCCGUGUGCCAGAUCAUCGUGCAGAAGAAGGACGGCUGCGACUGGAUCCGCUGCACCGUCUGCCAGACGGAGAUUUGCUGGGUGACCAAAGGGCCACGCUGGGGGCCUGCGGGCCCUGGUGACACCAGUGGAGGAUGUCGCUGUAACGUCAAUGGGCAGAGGUGUCACCCGCACUGCCAGAACUGCCACUGAGCGCGCUCCCUGCGCGGCGCCUGGGCCUCCCCCACUCGGCAGCCUCCAGCCCCGGUCAGGCAGGUGCUCUGCUCCUGCGGGAGCUUCCAGCCCUUGCCAGCUGCGUGCAGUGCCUUGAGGGGGCUCCCCCCCACUCAGUCUGGCCCAGGGCCGUCUUCCUGCUGGGCCUGUCUCUGCCCCCUGGCCAGGUCGGGGUGGGAGCUGUUUGGUGUCAGGCUCCCAGAGCAGCAGCUGCCUCUGCACCUGCCUGGCCCCAGGGCUCCAUUAGUGCUGCUGGGGCUAAGCAGGGCUGGGGUAAUUGCGGGAAUGCUGCUGGUAUAGAGAGCUCCUCAGCCCCCCUGCAAUGUAACCUGGGCCUCGCCUUCACGUGCCCUGUACCCCGUCCUGUGGCUGUUGAGUGCCUCCCCAGACACAGGGAGCUCCCCGUAACCACCUCAGGGGGCGAGCGGUGUUACAGAGGCCAGCUGUUCCCCACACCUGCCUUGGGAGGUUCCUUGGGCUGCAGGGGGCAGAGACGCCCCAGUCCAGCACAGGCUGCUCCAGGCUGGCCUCCCUCUCACUCCUCGGGCUGAGCUGUUGGGGGCAGCCUGGCACUGCCCAGCUCACGGCCAGACUCCUUGAAGGAUUAACCUCCUGAGGGCGGGCGUGGGCUGCCCUCGAGCAGGAAGCAGCCCCAGGGCUGUGGACAGUGCAGGGGGGAGAAAAGGCCCCAGCUGGGCCCUCUGCGCCUUUGAGCAGCGCAGGCUGUGAACGGUGCCGCCCCCAGCCUGGCUGCUCCUGCAGGAAUCCAGCAGCUGGCUGGGCAGUGCCACCCCAGGCCAGCUCAUGGAGAUGGGGCCAGUGCCAGCUAGGCUGGUCUGGCUCUGGGGAGGCAGUCAGCCCCCCUGCACAGCAACACACAUCUGUUGGAGGCACAGGGGCAGCAACUGGCCCCCUCUGCCCAGGCCGUAGGGCACUGAGCCCCUGCAAUGCUAGAGGCAGUGGCUAAGAGCUGGGGUAACUGACCUGCCCCACCCCCCACUGCAAGGGGAGGGGCACUGAGGACCCCAGCCAGGCCUUUGUGCAGUGCCACUCCCUGCAGCAUGCUGGGAAGAGGGAGGGGGCUGCUCUCCAUGAAGUCUGAGGGAGGGAGUGGGGCCCCUCCCCACUGCCACGUGGGGGGGGU